AUGGUUGAGGAUGGAGGGUGCUGUGGGAAGUGUAUUGAAGUGGCCUGCAAAAUCAAACUGAGUAACGGCAGCAUCCAUGUGCUCAAGGUGGAUGAGAUCCUGCGGCUCGACAACUGCAGCCACUACAAAUGUGAAAAAAUCGAAGAUCAAUUUGUUGCAGUCCAAUCUAAACGAGUCUGCCCUGCCUAUGAGCCAGGAGAGUGUGAUCCUAAUGAAACAGAGACAACUCCUGAUGGCUGCUGCACAGUGUGCAAACCUCCAAACUGCAAACCUUACAGCAAGAAAACAGUGAUCCGCCAUGGUGACUGUGAAUCUCCCGAACCCGUCGAGCUGUCAUAUUGUGAAGGAACUUGUCCUGGCUCCUCAGUGUACUCUCUUGAGGCAAACCAGAUGCAUCACGAGUGUAGCUGCUGCUACGAGUCCGGCACCCAGACCAGAGAGGCGACCCUGACAUGCCAAAAUGGGACCAGCAUCAAUUACAGGUAUCUCUACGUGGAGAGGUGCCAGUGCAUCAAUGGCUGUUCCUCAGAAAGCUCUGCACAGCAAGAUCUCCAAACCAAAAAAUCCACAGGGUAUGCUGCCCUGCAAAAGAGCAUCCUGGCCAGAUGAGCACUGGAAAGAGAAAGUCAAGACCCUAGGGAAGAUGGAAUCAUGUUUUCUUUCUCAGCACAACUUGUGUAACAGAUCUUACCUCAGUUUCUGUUAUCACUUUUCCUCACUUCUGACUUGUAACAAAAAGAAGGAAAAAAAAAACACUAUAAAAAUAAAAGUCAAACAAUGAAA
This is a messenger RNA of Pogoniulus pusillus (Red-fronted tinkerbird), 783 nucleotides long. Its product is annotated as intestinal mucin-like protein. The record is from RefSeq and is a predicted model, not a curated record. NCBI's taxonomy places the organism in Eukaryota, Metazoa, Chordata, Aves, Piciformes, Lybiidae. The transcript is spliced from 5 exons. The coding region runs from base 1 to 609 and encodes 202 amino acids.